AUGUCGACCACAGCUAACCUACCGUACACUGAGAUCCCUCAGGGCGUAGCAAAUCCAACAACUACAGUCAUUAAAUACGAUGGAAACCUUGUUGGGACAGCAACGGUGCAACCAGCAUCUAAAGGUCUCACAUUACCUCAAGAACCUCCGGCAGAACCUCUUUAUUUGGGAUAUGGAGGUUCAGUAACAUGGAACAAAUAUGUAUUGUCACUCGAGACAGCCAAUCCACCCGCACUAGCACAACUCCUUGUAUACCCAGAUCCGAAGAACGUUGGGGCUACCAACACACCAGAUCCUCAACAGCCGGCACCAACAAACAAUGCCGCAACCCCGAACUCCACACCCACUCCAUCUCAGAGUUCUGGUAGCGUCUUGAAUACCGCAUCUUCUGUCCAGCCGACUGUUACAUCACAGCCUAGCGCAAAGAACAGUUCAGACGGACUUGGUGCAGGAGUUGUCGCUGGGGUAGCUGUAGGGUGCCUUGCCGCCGGCGCUCUCAUCGCGGGUCUAGUUCUCUGGUUCUGCUGGCGCAGAAAGAGGGUGUCAAAAGCUCAAUAUUCGCAAGCGGAUACGUACGCAUCAGCUUCGCAUGAGAAAGGAUUUUCGACAAAUACGAUACCCUUGACCGGGCAACGACAUGCAGCAACUCUUGGACGUGGACUUCCUCAGCCGCUAGAGGAUAAAGCAAUCUCUGGCGAUGUUUCAAAGAUCAGCAACGCUAUUAAGAAUCAUGUCCAAAGCUAUUAUCAUACUAGCCAGGUCAAUCCUGGUCUCAUCGACUAUGAUGACCUUCAGGCACUUGGAUCCAAUUUAUCAAUCUCGGUGGGAACGCUCACUACAUUGUUGGGAAAUGCUGCCACUAGGGAGAUUGCUUUGAGGUUCAUCAUCGCUUGGGUGGUCAUUUCAAAGGUCCAGCCUUCCAAAGACCCUUCAAAGACCCUUCUGCCAUCUGAAGUCGCCGAUUGUUACCAAGCAAUUUCAGCCGGAGAUCGCAGUUUUCAAGAUCAAGCGUCGUUGACGGCACGCUGGCGGGUAAUGACUGCGGAGUUGAUGCAGUCCAGCUACGUUCGCAAUCCCUUCAGUCCUUCCGACAGUCGACAUGCAAGUAUACAAGCAACUCUUGCGACAUUGGAUAAUGUACUGCAGCCAUACGCCGACACUCGUAUGAACAAUGGAGAGCGUAAGCGAAAUCUCGAAGAACUUCUGAAACGGGCUGCACUUUUUGCCUUCACGCUGUUCUCUCAGCCCAGCGCAUGGGAAUUCGAGUGGCAAGAUGAACAAGGUGUCACUUCAGGGGAGUUAUGCAUUUUCCCCGCUCUUGUGCAAGUGGCAGACGAGACCGGCCAAUCAGUCAACCCGCCACGACCGUUCAGCGAGGCUGUAGUCAGACGGUUGGAUGCUUGA
This is a messenger RNA of Alternaria burnsii, 1404 nucleotides long. RefSeq lists its product as uncharacterized. The transcript has 2 exons. Lineage: Eukaryota; Fungi; Ascomycota; Dothideomycetes; Pleosporales; Pleosporaceae. The record is from RefSeq and is a predicted model, not a curated record. The coding region runs from base 1 to 1404 and encodes 467 amino acids.